Messenger RNA from Funneliformis geosporum, 462 nucleotides. The record is from the annotation of a GenBank genome assembly. Lineage: Eukaryota; Fungi; Glomeromycota; Glomeromycetes; Glomerales; Glomeraceae.
AUGGUGGUUGAUGAACCUAGUUUACCUCUGGUCGAGUCAAAUUUUGCACAUUUUGUAGCUUUAGAGAGACGUGUAUCUGGACUUGCGAAAGAUUAUAAAAAUCGAAGGGUACCACCAUUUACACCACAUCAACAAAUUCAGUAUAUGCGUAAUAUCCCAGAUUUUCCUCAGAUCAAUAAUAUUCUGGAUAAGGAAUUAACAAAUACUAUGAACAUUCCAAACACUCCAAACAUCCUAAGUACUCUAAGUACUCCAAGUAUUCCAGGCAUCCUAAGUAGUUCUAUUAUUCAGAUGGGUUCAAAUAAGCAGAUUUUCAAAGAUGUAGAUAUAGAAACCUGUUUAGAUAUAUUGGAUGAUAAUAUUACUUUAUCUGAUCCAGAAGACAAUCUUUCAAGCGAAAAAGAAAAUUUUGUUAAUGAUUUUAUUUCAGGAAAUAGAAAUGCCCGCUCUAAUUGUAAAUGA